Messenger RNA from Menidia menidia (Atlantic silverside), 7908 nucleotides. Lineage: Eukaryota; Metazoa; Chordata; Actinopteri; Atheriniformes; Atherinopsidae. The record is from the annotation of a GenBank genome assembly.
CGAACAGUUCAUACCAGAAAUGGCUCCCCCAGCCCUCGUCAGACUGAUCCAAGCCAUAGAGAAGAGAGGUCUGGACUGCAAGGCGCUAUAUAGGACAGCUAACCCCUCAGACUCAGACAGCCCCAUGUACACUUUGAGCUCUGAGAGUGACAUUACUCAGAGGGAUAUAAGUAACCUCUCUGAGAGUGUUCUACAAUACCUGAGAGACCUCCCAUCGCCAGUUAUCCCUCCAUGUCUCUACCCUCAUCUUCAAACUGCUGUCACGCAGCAGAAGGUUUUCAAGCAGCAAGCAGAUGGCGCUGUAGCUUGUAGCCACAACAGAGAGAUUAGCCUGGUCCUUGAGAACUCCACAGCUGUCCACCAUUGUUUCACCUUGCGGUAUCUCCUUACACACCUGACUAAGGUCGCCCAGGCUCAGGCCACCAAUGGCCUGGACACACACACUCUGGGAAUUAUCUUUGGCCCACUGCUGAUUCGGCCAGGACUCUCUUGCCCUUCUUUGUCAUUGGAUGAGGAUUUCCCUGCCAUGGUAGUAGAGAGACUUCUGAUUGAGCGAACUAUUCAGCAGGACCUCCCUCCUCCAGUUGUUCCUGCAAAGCCAGUCAAAUCAAAAAUUGCACCAUUGGCCAUGACAGACACAAGCAGCCUGCUUAAUGAUUCUGAGUGGUACUGGGGGGACAUUUCCAGAGAGGAAGUGAAUGAGAAACUGCGAGACACACCAGAUGGUACCUUCCUGGUCAGAGAUGCCUCAAGUAAACUGGAGGGCGAGUACACACUCACUCUUAGGAAAGGGGGAAACAACAAGCUCAUAAAGAUAUAUCACAGAGAAGGCCAAUAUGGUUUCUCAGAACCUCUGACUUUCCUGUCUAUAGUGGAUCUCAUCAAUCACUACCGACAUGAGUCACUUGCUCAGUAUAAUGCCAAGUUGGACACUAAACUUCUGUACCCUAUUUCCAAAUACCAGCAGCUUGUUAAGGAGAACAGCAUUGAGGAGGUAGGGGAGCAGUUAAAGAUCUACCAUGAGCAGUACCAGGAGAAGAGCCGCGAGUAUGACUCUCUGUAUGAGGAAUACACCCGCACGUCACAGGAGUUACAGAUGAAGCGCACAGCCAUUGAAGCUUUUAAUGAGACUAUCAAGAUAUUUGAAGAGCAGUUUGAAACACAGGAGAGAUACAGCAGAGAGUCUUUGGAGCGAUUGCAACGUGAAGGCAACGAAAAGGAAAUACAAAAGAUCCAGAGCAAUUCUGAGCGCUUGCAGUCUCGCGUGAAGGAAAUCCAUGACAGCAAGCGUAAGCUGGAGCAGGACCUGAGAGAGCAGGUGUCGGAUAAUAGAGAAAUUGACAAGAAGAUGAACAGUCUCAAGCCAGAUCUCAUGCAGCUCCGCAAGAUUAGAGAUCAGUAUUUGAUAUGGUUGACACAGAAGGGGACACGGCAGAAGAAGAUCAAUGAAUGGCUCGGAAUUAAGAAUGAUACUGAUGAAUCUUACUCACUGGAAGAAAAUUUUAGCUCACCUAACUACGAUGAGUGUACCUGGUAUGUGGGUGAUAUCAAGCGCACCCAGGCUGAAGAAAUGCUGAGGGGCAAAUGUGAUGGAACUUUUCUUAUUCGUGAAAGCCAAUCCCAGAAGGGGUCCUACGCUUGUUCUGUAGUUGUGGAGGGCGACACAAAGCACUGUGUCAUCUACAAGACAGCCACGGGUUAUGGAUUUGCUGAGCCCUACAAUCUGUAUUCAUCCCUCAAAGACCUGGUGCUCCACUACAAAAAUGUCUCCUUGGUCCAACACAAUGACAAUCUGAAUGUAAAUCUAGCCAACCCAGUUCUAGCACGCUCUCAGAACCAGCACCCCAGAUGAAUUUUCUACCAGAUGAGUAUUAUGACAACCAAGGUGGGGAAGCUUUUCAUGAUAUGCAUAACAAGAAAGAAAGAAAGAAAGACAAAAAAAGACACACAGUGUUUGUGUAAUGCUGACUGAGAGUCAUGAUUUUUUUUAAAUCAUGUUGUUUUUCUUAUAAUCUGUUGCUGACUCCCCACAUUGGCUCCAGUCCAUUUAAGAACACACCUUGCUAAUUACAUGGCCCUUUAAUAAGCACAACUACUGAUAACAAGCCACUGUAUAGUUAUUCAGGCUGAUCGGAGGUUUUUUGUAGGUUUUUUUCUUUUUAUAUUAGCUGGCACAAAUGAGAGCAAAAUAAGCACAAAAAUAUUUUUUCUACAAGAUCAAGAAAAAGAGGUAGAGAGACCAGAUGGUGUGGGAUGGGAAAUUUACAGGAGGUGUUUUUGUGUAUAAUUUUGCUUUGAACACAAGAUAUACGUCUUGAUCUGUCAUAGCCAAACUGCCCACAAACUCUACACGCAAAAGCCUGAGCUAAAAGGACUUGCUUGGCUAAAGCAGGAUCAUCCCCCUCUAAAGCUGGAUGAGAAAACUAUGAAAUGUGGAAAUCACCAGAGACAGAACCUAAAGGGUUUUAAAGUACCAACUAAAAGCUUGCAUAAGUGCCAUAGUUAAUAGCUUUGAAUGACCACAAGCCUGUGUAACUGUGAUAUAGCUGAGAUGAUAGAAGUUAACAGAAUAAUGCGAAAGGUGGAAUAAACAGAUGUCAACGUGGACAAAGCUACAGCUUUAACAUAAACAUACAGGUUUGUUUUUAUGAAACAAUCUUUUUUUCCAACUGCUUUGGCGUGUUGCUCUCUCAUUGGGUCUCUUUUCUUAACUAAUGAAGUACAGCGUUUUGUAAAUUCUGUGUAAGAGGGAUUGCAUGGUACAUAUCUGGUAUAUUUAGAAUCAUUUACAUAUAUACUAAAGAGAGAGGUGCAAAUUCCAAACACACUCCCGUACAAUUCAGGUUUCCUGCAUCAAAUGUCCCGUUCUUAUUUUUUCAUCCUCUAUAACACUGUAACACCUGUAGCCAUUGACUUGAGGAACUGUUAAUGCUCCUCUUAUGUGUCUGUCCCUAUAUGUUCAUUGUAUUGCUAUCAGAGCAUCAAGUUAUGUAAUCAUUGUUUCUUGAGUACUGACAUUGCUUUGUCAUGUUCGAUUAGACUGUUUCCAUGGUACAAUGCUUUUUCAGAUGUUUAUUGUUAAUCUUUGUAUCAGAUUUACUCAAGGUACUUCUUCCUUGCGCUUGACUGUUUUUAUCACUAGCUUCACUCACAGAGCUGUAGAACACUGAUGUACAAAAAAGAUAGCAGUAAUAUAACUUAUGUACAGUAUAUUUCAGACACAUGCAGUAAUUGUAUGUGAUUUUAUACAGUUUCAUAGCUGUUCUUGUAUGUAUUUAGAAUAUUUGCCAUAUCCUUAGACUUCGUGUAAGGAUGCAAAUUUUCGAAAUAUUAUAUACCCAUUCAAAAGUGUAUUUUCAUGUAGAAAGACAUGACAAAAAUCACUCUUUUCACAGUUUGGCAUGGCCAUUGUGGUCUGAGAGACUAUCCAGUGAAGUGUGCAUGGAGUCUUUUGUUUGGGUUUUUAUUGAUAGUUUAAUUACUUGGACCCAUGGUGUAACAUUCUGCUUUUCGUAAUGCAUAUAGUACAGUACACAUAGUUGUAGAAGAAUGUUUAGAUUUGGAGGCAACGUCACAGGGGCAGUUCCCGCCCACGGUUUAGUGCCAUGUCAGUCGUUUUCUACCAUUUUGUUGUUGUUUAUUUUCCUUGGGGUGAUAAUUGCACCACCUCUCAUCAGUGUCACUUUGAUAGAACAGUUGUGUAGAUGCAGGCUUUUGCAGUUUUCUUGUUCCAUCAGUGAAACUGUUGCAAUGCAAGAGGCAUCAUAAAGCUGUUUUUAAACUUGAUUCGUAAGGUUGAUUUUUUUCAAGGUGAACAAAUCUAAAUAGUUUUUCAUAUUUCUUAGACAGUAGAAUGACAAAAAUAAAUGACUUAGUUUUAUAGAAAGUAUAGAAUUGCAAAGUGUUUGAAAAGGAAGGGUGAUUGGUAUUUUGGAAUUACUUUGGUACCUUUCUGUUGAGGGAUAGAAAUUGAAGUUCCGAAGUGAGAUAUUAAAUUUGCUGCUUAUUACAGUAAGUCAAGAGUUGAUUUUAAUGUUAUCACAUGACUCAAGCCGACAAACAUUUCCAUUUAAAUGGUGUUAUUUCUUUUUCUGAAUUGUUGCAUCACAGAUUUCAGAUUAUCAACCUUUUUCUAGACGGGGUUAAUUAAAUCAACACACACUUAAUUUGUCCCUAAAAGUUUAGAUCAAGAGGUAGUUUUGAUUUCAGUGAGGACAAAUCAAUUGUAGUGUACUUUGCACAGUUCUUGGCAAGCAGAAGAUCCCAAGAAUGAAACUAGAGGCAACAGCAGUGCUUCUGAUGCGAGGGCUAAAAUAAAACCUGAGUGAGAUAUGCUAUAAGUGCCUUUAGUCAUUAUGAUGAGCCUAUUGUCUCCUCAAUGGCAAUGGAGCUUUGCUCCAUGGGAUGGUGCCACCAACACCAUAUGUUGUGCCACAAUGUUCAUACGUUUGUCAAUUAAAAACUAUAGACUGUCUGGCAAAUGAACAUAGAUGUUGUGUGCGAUAGUGUUUGUGCAUUAUGGCCAUUAUGAGCAUGUUGUAGAUAAGAAAGACUGACUUUAGCUGUAUCUAUUUUUUACAUUUAUAGUUUUUACAUAUUCUGUUUUUUAGUUGUUCCAUAUUCUGUUUUUCUAUAGAUGUGGUUGUACAGUCCUUUGGUUUUCCUCCGACUGUGCACCAAGUUUUCUUUCUUUCUUUCUUUCUUUCUUUCUUUUUCUCUCUUUCUUUUUUUGGGGGGAUGGCUGGUAUAUGUUUGAAUGAAACCCAGAAAUGACUGAAAUGUGAACAGUCAGCCCAAAUUUAUUUGUCAAUGCCCCAAGUUAAUCCAUGCAGCAUUUCACAUUGUCUUCUGUUAAGCAUGGUCAUUUAUGAACUAGCAAUGUGGUUAUGUCAUCAACCCCUGCUGACUGAUCCAUUACAUUUUUUGUUGGACCAACAGUUUCAUAAUUGCACUUUUUUUCAUUUCACACACACAAACUAGCGUGCAAUCCAACAACUAUAAACUAACAGACAGUAGAUAUGCUUUUGUGUCGUGUUUUUAAGCUAAUAAUGUUUUGUAAGGUACAUGUGGACUAAUUUAUUUCUGAUAUCAAAGUAUACGGUUUAACUAUGUACUUUGCUAAUUGUAGUCGGUAUGUAGAUUUAAUUCUAAUGGAUGAUAGUAGUAUUUUCAUUAUCAGUUUUAGUAGGUAAACUGUAGGGAUAGGCUCCAGUCCCCCCGUGACCCCAUUGGGAAUAAACAUUUUAGAAAUUCGAUGGUUCAUGCCUCCUGGUCGCCUUGCUGGUGAGGUGUUCCGUGCACGUCCCACCGGGAGGAGGCCCAGAGGAAGACCCAGGAAAUGCUUGAGGGACUAUGUGUCUCUGCUGGCCUGGGAACGCCUUGGGAUCUCCCCGGAGUAGGUGGUAGAAGUGGCAGGGGAGAGGGAAGUCUGGGGUCCUUAAAAGAAAUUUACUGAACAUUGUCUCAAAUUGAAAGGUUUCUCUUUUUCAGUUUUUAAAGUAAACAUAUUUGCUGUGUGGUCAAACAGUUUACCCUGCUUAGUUAUUUAAAAAUGUCAAGCUGGUGGCAAUGCUGUUAGAAAAAAAGUGAAACAGUUAGAUGGCCAUGAGAAAUUCAGAAUAUGAAGACUUUUGGGGCUUUCAUUCAUUAAGAUAAGAACUGAAGCAAUUGUCCUCAUUUGUUUGAUAUGCUUCUUAGUAUUUCUUGAAAAAGCUUUUCCUUUUUGACAAAUUAUUAUUCAAGGAAAUAUUUUUUCAUCACUCUGGUGUAAAUUAUAUUUCUUGAACCGGUCUUAUAGAAAAUGCUCAUCUUUUCAGUAAGUAUAAAGAAACCGUAGUUGAUGUCUAUUCAAUUUUGAAGAAUGAGAGACACACUAGUAAGCAAUAUUUUUCAUUAUAUACUUAGAUAUCUAUAUUUUUGGGGGGAUUGACAUUAAUGUAUUAAGCUUGAUUAACAGGCGCUUUCAGAGUAUGAAGCAAGCUCAUCCAUGUGUUGAUAUUUACAGAAUCGAGUCUAUAUCUUCAACGCAGUUCUUGCUGCUUCGCGUCUAUGAAAUAUUAGAAAAUAGUUCUUUGUGUAUCUUUCUUGAUAUAGAAUCAGUUUUAUUAUUUUGAAGAGUCUGUUUGUUGUGAGUAGAUUCUGUGUUCAAUUUGCACCACAAAAGAUUCAAACUGAGAUCUGUCAAGGAUUAGAGACUGAUGCAGUAAGUGAAUCAUCUUACCAACCUUUUUUCACAUGGAUAGAUCUGUGUGGUUGCUUUAAGUUUUUAAUAGUUAUUUUGUCCCAGACUUAUAUCCACUGGUAAGGGAACAAAGAAAAGAAAGAGAUAAAGAAAAGUAAAACUUUGCAGAAAAGCUAAAAUACCCAUUUUAACGGUUCAUAAUAGUUAUAGAAGGUUUUUUAUGGUGCCUGAGUAUAUUUAGAAUAAUUGUUUGGCUUUUAAAAAAAGAUUAUACAUUUGUCUGUACGAGUGUUUGUUUUUUUGUUUACAUUUGUUAAUGAUAAACUUACAGAGCCUAUAAAGAAAAAAAAUAAGCUAGCUUGAAUUUUUUUUCCUCCAUAUAGAAAAAAACAAAUACAAAUGUUUACAAUAUGUAAUUAACCAAAUAGUACAUAUGAGCUUGAGUUUUUGCUCUGUCCUUCAAAGUAGCUAUGAUGUAAUGAUUUGUGUUUCUUUAUUUCCACUGUCAUUUCAAACUUGAAAAUGUUAUGACUGCUUGUUCCGUAUUUCCUGAUUCAGUUUGUUCCUCAUUUUUGUUUUAGUUACACUAGAACAGUGCUCCCUCAAUGCGAAAAACAUUUAGAAAGAAAUUUAACAGUAUAGUUCACCAGGAUAGAUUUGUCCACAAUACAUUUUUAUUCCAUCAUAUACGAUAUGUAAUUCAUGAGUCCGUGUCAUCCUUUACCUGCUGACAACUCCAAGUCACACUGAAUCUUGUUUGUGCUUGAACUUAACUUGAGACUUUGUAGUCUUUUUGCUGUUUAUACUGUUCACGAUGUGGUAGAUUCCACUACAGCUUUACCUGUUGUAUUCCUGAAAAAGUUUAAUUUACAAUCAAAUAAAGUGGGCGUUAUGGGCUUGUUGUGAAUAACAAUAAAAACGCAUCACCUGUUGGACAUACUUGAGUGCAGUUUUAGUACAUUAACAGACAUGGAAAUUCAGGAAUAACUAUCAAAAGGCAUCUUCCUUAAUUUUGCACUAUACUUCAAAUGUCACACAAAAAGCUGAAUCAGUUUCUCUUCUGUUUGGUUAAAUUUCUAAGACCAAAUGUAGGUAGUAUAGCAUCAGUAUAACGUGUGUGUCUAGAAUAUGACGACUGCGUUUUGGUUUCCUUUUUUCUGCCUGUUUUGAGUCUUUUCAUGCAAUCACUUAGUGUGGACUGGACUAGUUUGUUAGAUGAGCUGAUGUGAAUUUUGUUAAAUUAAAUUACAAAAUAACAUCAAUUUCAGAGUUUCAAAAAAGGUUUGUACAUACCCAGCUACAUAUACUGCAAAUAAUUGUCAUUAAUAAUGAUGUGAUCCACUUACUCUUUUAAAGAUGAUGAAUGGAAAUGGUUUCGGUAGUCAGUGAAAGCUACUUUACACCAAAGUGCAAUUGAAUUCAGAGGGAGCACUGUUGUUUCAGCCAGUUGAGCCCUGCUGGUUGUGGGGAAUCCAACCAUGAAGCAUGGAAAGAUUUUUUUUUCUUUUCUACAGUUGUGUUAUACUCUCACUGCAUAAACACUGUUGGUCUGUCUUAACUCAGAUGCAACAUUUCUUUCUCUUGUACAGCGUGCAGCAGAGUUGUAUUUGUUCUCAGACAGGUACUAUUUUGUUCAUUCUUUAGGCUAAUGCAAAUGGUUUUUAAAGGCAAUAAAUCAUUUCAAAUUAAUGUGUCAUCCUGAUUAUUUUUCUGUCAUUUUAAAUUUG